ACUAGUCAGAGAGAUGGGAGCCCAAAAUCUUUCCUCCCCAUUUUCAGUUCCAUGGAGUGUAAUCAAAUCAAAUUUGCUUACUUCACGCAAAUCUAUUAAACGAAAUUCUGGCUUUGGCAUCCUUUUUAUUCAACUUAUCCUUGUGCCAAAUUUAGGCUCAAUUAUAAUAGGGCUGAAAUCUGGAAGAUUUUAGUCAUUUAUUUUUUUUUAGUUGUAAGUUGGAACAGAAGAAUUUUAUUCGAAUGAGUUAUCAUUCACCUGUUUGUUGUGGUAGUUACCCUUGUACAUUGUGAGGGUGGUGAGUUCAAUUCAUUUCGACAGUGUAAAUAUUUGAGAUGGAUGCGAAGGCUUUGGCAAAAUCAAAGAGAGCUCAUUCACAACACCAUAGUAAGAAGCCUCAUUCAAGUCAAAAGCCAAAACCUCCAUUAGUUGGUGGUAAUGAUGCUGCAAACGCAAAGAAGCAGACAGGCAAGCAAAUUCGAGAGAAAACGCAUCAGGCUCAGCGUGUAUCUGCACUACCAUCGAAUUGGGAUCACUAUGAGGAAGAAUUUGAUUCAGGUUCUGAAGAUCAAUCUGGUGAUAGCACAAGUCAAGUUCCCGAUGUUGUUUUGCCAAAGAGUAAAGGGGCUGACUUUCAUCACCUGAUUGCUGAGGCUCAGUCUCAGUUGGAGUCGAAUCCUUACACAGAUAGCCUUUGUUCUUUAGAUGAUAUUCUGCCUGGAGACUUCAAUCAGUUUGUGGGCAUUAUGCUUUCAGUAAGGGGAGAGGGCAUUUUGUCAUUGAUUCAGAAUGAUAAUUUUGUUGUGGAAGACAGAACAACUGCAACUCAUGAGGCAUCAUUUCUCUCCUUGAAUUUGCAUGCUCUUGCUGAACAACUUGAAAAAGUAAAUUUAUCUGAGAGGCUCUUCAUUGAAGAAGAUCUAUUACCAUCAGAGCUGCAUGCAGAGGGAUCAAAGGCAAACAGCAAUCAGGAAUCUGACCAAAUGCAAACAACAUCUGAGGGAAAAGCAGCUGCACAAAUAACUGAAGAACUAACUCUAAAUGAUUCUACUGAUAAGGUCAAUAUUGCCGCUAAAAAUGUUGAGCAUAUAUCAUUUAGCUCUGGGAGCAAGUCUGUAGAUGCAACAUUGUCUAAUGAAGGUUUGGAUUCAGUGGAUGAAGUUUACAGUGAUUUUAUUUCCAGUCAACGUGACAAAUCUGGUAAAAGUAGAGCAUUGGAGUCUUCAACACACGACAAUUCAAAUUCUGCUUCGGUCCCUAACAAAAAAGUUUCUACUUUUGAAGCGGUAGCUGCAGAGGCAGAAUUGGAUAUGCUUCUUAAUUCUUUCAGUGAGACGAAGCUUCUUGAUUCUUCUGGCUUAAAGACCCAAAAAAGCUCCAAUGAUUAUUAUACAGAAGGUUCUCCAUCUUUGGCCCAACUUGCAAGAAAAGGCGAUGAUUCAUCUAAAUCUGCAGGUGUUAAUUCCAGUGUUGAUGAUUUACUUGAUGAUUUAUUGAAAGAAACAUCCACAAUGGUAAACCAAGGUGUUGAUUCAUCUAAAUCUGCAGCUGUUACUUCCACUUUUGAUGAUUUGUUACAAGAAACAUCCACAUUAGUAAACCGAAAUGGUUUGUCUAGGCAUACUGAUGUCAAAGCUGCCCAGGACAGCGGUCAGUCUUCUCCAUCGUCUCACUCUGUCCCAAAGCCAAAAGUAUUGAAUGAUUUCGAUUCAUGGUUGGAUACGAUUUGAUGGUUUGUUACUAAGAAACCUCACUCUUGAAAACUAAACUGAUGUAUAAAUUGCUCAUCAAAGACGGCUUUACACUUCCUUUUCAAGUUUAUUAUGCAAAUUUUUUGUUUCCUGUUUAGGAGCUGAAAUAAAAUCCAUAAA
Theobroma cacao (cacao) is the source of this 1871-nucleotide messenger RNA. Its product is annotated as phosphorelay protein. Lineage: Eukaryota; Viridiplantae; Streptophyta; Magnoliopsida; Malvales; Malvaceae. The record is from RefSeq and is a predicted model, not a curated record.